AUGGCUGAAUCCAAUCCGGGGACUGGUGAAGUGUCCGGGCGAAUAAAGGAAAUCCAUUGCCAACCAUGUUUAAACAAGGAUAACCAAACGACAAAUGUCGCUGAAAAGUUUUGUUUAAGUUGUAAUGAAUUUCAGUGUUUGGAUUGUUCUAACGUUCACUACACACACGCCUUCUUAAGAAAUCACAAGUUAGUGAACGCGAGUGAGGCGAAAACGAAACAAGGCUCGUUUGAUAUGAAAGGAUUAGACCAAUGUGAUCAACACCAGGAAGUUCUAAAAUUCUUCUGCGAAGAUGAAAAUCAGCUCUGCUGCAGCACAUGUGCUAUUGUUGACCAUCGUAAAUGUCACAGCGUUGUUGAAAUUCUAAAGGUCGCUGGAAGGUCAACCUAUAGAAGUUCAACUUUAAAGGUUAAAUUGGAGGAAGUGAGAGAGAAGGCUAACAUAAUCGUAGACAGCAUUGUCUCAUCAAAGGAGAAACUAGACGAAGAUGGUAAAGGAAUACUAGUUGAAAUCAGACGAAUGCGGGAUGAAGUAAUGAAAAUGUUUGACGAGUUGGAAAUUUUCGUUGUAAAAGACGUUGGAUCGUUUCAGAAAGAGACAUUAGAAAAGCUGACAUUGAAGCAGUCACAGAACGAGAAAUAUCUGACUGAUAUAACGACGUGUCUGGAAACGAUUGACAAUGUCUAUCAGAAUGGAUCUCUUGUACAACAGUUUAUAGUAGAGCAGAAGAUGAAGAAUGACGUCAAUGUUCUUCACAAAAAUGUCAAUGCAGAAUGUCAAGGUUUAGAGACCGUAACUGUAACCUUUAAUUUUGAUGAAACAUUAAAACUUCCUCCGCUGCCAGUCACUGAUUAUGUACCAGGACAACUGACUCUGUCAUUCUGUCUUUCAGAGAUAGCCAAUAGUAUAGUUCCUGUUAACAAAGCAAUGAUACUAACACCAGUAUAUUCUAUUGAUUUAAAGCAGGAAAAGGAUGAUGUGAAAGAGCCAUUGUAUACAGGGAUUGAUUUUUUACCUGAUGCUAGACUUGUUGCUGUUGAUAAUAAAAACAAGAAAUGUUUAGUUUACAAUGAGAAGCUUGAGAAAGUAGGAUCAUAUCAGUUAUCUUACUCGCCACAAUCUGUUGUUGUUGUAUCUGAGGAGGAAGUAGCGAUAAUAUGUGCCAACCCAUUAAAGUUAGACAUUCUACGUGUUACCAAAACAAGUGAUAUAACUUUAGAUAGAACAAUCAAAGUAACAACACAAUAUACCUCGAUAUGUCAAAAAGAUGAUAAACAUUUUGUCGGCGGGACAAUUAAUCAUUCAACACCUGUUCGUGUAAUAUCAUCUACAGGAGAAGAAAACGAUUUCAAUAUCAACUUUCCGAGUAAGUCAUAUCCUUUAGACACAAGUAAUUGUACUUACAUAAGGAGCAGUGAUAAAGUGGUGUUGACAGAUAGAUCCGAGCAUACCGUCCACAUAUAUGAUAUCAAGACAAACAGGAGAGUCGUGGUGAAGGAUGAACAGAUAAAGGAACCACUUGGUGUAGCAGUUGGUCCCUUUGAUACUAUCCUGGUUUGUAGUAAUAGAAAAAACUCUAUUGUACAGAUAUCACAAACAGGUCAGAUCUUAUCAUCGUUCAAGACAGACAUGACAUAUCCAAGGAGAAUUUGUGUCUUACGUGAUAAAUCAUUUCUUGCAAUAACAAACUCAGUUGUAAGUGAGAGAAAACUACAGAAGUUUAAGAUAUCAUAUUGA
Ruditapes philippinarum (Manila clam) is the source of this 1737-nucleotide messenger RNA. RefSeq lists its product as uncharacterized. Bases 1 to 1737 code for a protein of 578 amino acids. The transcript has a single exon. Lineage: Eukaryota; Metazoa; Mollusca; Bivalvia; Venerida; Veneridae. Gene Ontology annotation, molecular function: zinc ion binding. The record is from RefSeq and is a predicted model, not a curated record.